UUCACAUUUUGAUGGGUUCAUAUGCCUUUGCCAUUCCACAUUACAUAAAAACUUCUCGGCCUCGCCUUCUCCAUUCUCUUUCACUCUCUAAGCUCUGUUCAAGAAUCAACCAGCAAGAGAGAGAGGGUUGGUUAGGGGAUGGCGACGCAAUCAGAAAGAUUUUCAGCAGAUUUGAUGAUGGGAGGGGUGGCAGCAGUAAUAUCCAAGAGUGCUGCAGCACCGAUUGAGCGGGUGAAGCUUUUGUUGCAAAAUCAAGGAGAGUUGUUGAGGAGAGGACUGCUCAAGAAACCUUAUAAAGGAGUUGGUGAUGGCUUCAGAAGGGUCUUUAAAGAGGAGGGCUUAUUGGCCUUCUGGAGAGGUAACCAGGCGAAUGUCAUUAGAUAUUUCCCAACUCAGGCUUUCAACUUUGCAUUUAAAGGUUACUUCAAGAGCCAAUUUGGAUGCUCAAAAGAGAAAGAUGGCUACAUAAAGUGGUUCGCUGGAAAUGUUGUUUCAGGUAGUGCUGCUGGAGCAAUCACUUCAGUACUUCUUUAUCACUUGGAUUAUGCCCGUACUCGUUUGGGCACAGAUGCAAAGGAGUGCCCACUUAAUGAUCAACGCCAGUUUAAAGGGUUACUGGAUGUUUACCGUAAAACCUUGUCCACUGACGGGGUUAUGGGCCUUUAUCGUGGAUUUGGGGCAUCAAUCAUAGGAAUUACUCUCUAUAGGGGCAUGUAUUUUGGGAUCUAUGACACCAUGAAACCUAUUGUUUUGGUGGGGCCUUUUCAGGAUAAUUUCCUUGCUAGUUUCUUGUUGGGUUGGAGUGUGACAACAGUUUCUGGGGUAUGUGCCUAUCCCUUUGAUACCCUCCGACGAAGAAUGAUGCUAACUUCAGGACAACCUUUGAAGUAUCGCAGUGCCAUUCAUGCCUUCCGUGAAAUUAUUCAUCAUGAGGGCUUUAGUGCACUGUUUCGUGGAGUUACUGCAAACAUGCUUCUUGGUGUAGCAGGGGCUGGAGUACUUGCUGGUUAUGAUCAGCUGUACCGAAUAAGCUGUAGACGAGGUCGCAGUUUUGAGCAGCAUAAGGCAAAGUGAAACCCUUGCAUAGCAUAACAAAUUUUUUGCUGGUACAUCUUGAAAUUGAUUCUACCCUCUGAAAGGAUAGUUAUCAAUUGACAAUUAAAAAAUUGGUCUCUGUGAUUGGUUGAUUAUUUCGGGAUGUUAGAUGAAAUGCAAAACAAGCAGAGGUGGCAAGUAGGCGGAUUCUUUUUUCCACCUUCAACUGGUUCAUCUGUAUCACAUGGAAAUUAAAGUGUAUGCACCAUGGAUCAGCUUGGGACUGUGCACGCGGGAGGAUUUGGCAGUGGAUUGAUUCAUUGCUUAAAAGUUGAUUGUGCCAAAAUAAGAAUAAAACAAAGAUUAGGAGAAAGCUCCUCGUAUCUUGUCUGUAUAGUUGAUUAAUUUGUACAUAUUCAUUUAUUUGGCCACCGGCGGUAUUUGCUGGUUUGAUUUUAAAUUGUGACAAACCGUCAAGCAGUAGAAGCAUUAUGCUCAAUUUAUUUCUUCUAUA
Diospyros lotus (date-plum) is the source of this 1549-nucleotide messenger RNA. Its product is annotated as ADP,ATP carrier protein ER-ANT1. Gene Ontology annotation, biological process: mitochondrial ATP transmembrane transport; mitochondrial ADP transmembrane transport. The record is from RefSeq and is a predicted model, not a curated record. Gene Ontology annotation, cellular component: mitochondrial inner membrane. Bases 139 to 1074 code for a protein of 311 amino acids. Lineage: Eukaryota; Viridiplantae; Streptophyta; Magnoliopsida; Ericales; Ebenaceae. Gene Ontology annotation, molecular function: ATP:ADP antiporter activity. The transcript is spliced from 4 exons.